Molecule: messenger RNA, 1678 nt
Organism: Musca vetustissima
Lineage: Eukaryota; Metazoa; Arthropoda; Insecta; Diptera; Muscidae
Gene: ana2
Exons: 1
Coding region: 26-1678 (550 amino acids)
Source: RefSeq, a predicted model, not a curated record
AUAAGUUCGAGACACACAAUCAAACAUGUACCAACCCGAAACGGAGGAUAUGCUGCCGAGAAUGGCACCAAAACCCAGUGGUUCAUCAAUAGGCGCCAAUGAACCUUUAGUUCGUCCACAAGUACCAGAAGUUUCAAUACUUUUUGGACAACAACAGGCGACCAAUAAUAUGCAACAACACCAAACACAACCUCCAACUAUGCAACAGCCACAACAACAGACUACAUCAUAUGCAGCAUGGAAAAAGCAAAUGUUACCAAAAGUGACAUUUCCCCCAUCCCUGGCAAUGGGUCCCGAAGUGGCAACAAGUCGUGCAGAUGCUGUAAGCAGCAAUAAUAAUCAAAUGCAAGGAGGUUUGAAUUCCGUUUAUCCUCUGAGAUCUCAGGUAAAUCAAGUAAUGCCAGCAACCUCCACCAAUGGAUAUAUGGGCAACGCCUACUCCUCGGCGCCAAACACAAAUGAAAAUUCAAAUGUGUACAUGAUUAGUAAUGGUAUGGCUGGAACCAAUCCUACAACGUAUCGUAAGAGUAUGGAUAACUGUGGUGUAUAUCAACCAACAACUCAGCAACUCCAGUCUGCCUAUAGAAGGUCAAUGGAUAUGCCACAGAUUCCACCAAACUACCACAGUCCCCGAGAUGUUUUGACAAUUUGUGCGGGUACACAAACGGAUGCCAUGGCUUCUUCCCCUCCCCCACUAGGUGUGCCCAGCAAUAUUGCCACAAAACAAGAUGUUGACGAUCUGAAACAAAUGGUACAAGAACUUAGACACGAACAGCAUUGCCUGGCCCAAUUGAUGGAAAAGUUUUUAUGUUCACAAUUCAAUAGGACACCCAAUACAGAUUGUAAAGAUAUUGGAAUACAGGUGAAUACUGAAAUAAAAGAAGGUUCUCCCAUCACAAAUGGUCAUACUCCACUUCCGGCGGUGGCAACAAACAGAAUUGUACAACAAUUGAAACAAAGUCCAAAUGUUUUACAAACCCCAAAGGGCAAGCCUAUGGCACAAUCGACUACAUAUCGUCCAAAUUCACCACAAUCAAAUCGUCUACAAGAAUAUCAACAACCAGAGGCAGCUCCCGCGAUUUCCAUGCCCAAAACACAAUCUACCACAAAUUAUCCCGAAUGGAGCAAUCCACAGUUGGCUGCUUUAUUACCCAAACCAUCGACCGACAAAAGUUUAAUGAUGAAUGAGCUGGCCUUAAAAUAUUUACCCAACGAAAAACUUGCCGAACUUUUAAAAGAUCUAAAUAUGGGUUGUCCUACACAAAAACCAAUUCCAGAAGCUAUAACUCCUGCAGCACCCCUUCGUAACAUAGACAAUUUUGAACGUGGACCAUCAGAUAUAUCAAAUGCAUCAUAUAAAUAUUUGAAAAAAUAUCGCCUACUACCCGAAGAUCAUAUUGAAGAUUGUGAAAAUGAGAAUCCCCGCGAAGCUGCUAAUUGUACUCCAGCCAUGAAUGUACAACAACAGUUUGGCACGCCAUCAAGGUCACCUAUACAACAGAGACAGAAUGCAGUGUAUGCAACACCCAAAGCAUGUUCACCGUAUCAACAGCAGCAUCAACUUGGUAGUGCUGGUAAUCGCUUGCCGCAAUCGCCAUUGGCGAGAAAUGAUGGAACGCCAAGAAAUAAUCAUAUGCUUGACUUGGAAAAUAUAAAACAUCAACCAAAAUUUUUGUAA